CUGCUGCUCCAGCUGAGCUGGCUCACCACUUCACAGGCACGACCAGAACAGGACACCGCAUUCACAGACGGAGUGGACGUUCUAAGAGGCCUGCAUCUCAUAGACUCUCACAAGACAGCUCCAGAAGGAGUAAUAAGAGGUGACUAUGGCGUCAUCUUACAGAACAAGGCGCGCAUCAACACACGGGUCAGCAGAGUCUUCAAACAGGGAAUCCCCUCCGACUUUGCCUUCAUACUUGUCUUCCAAUCUUUCAAGAACUUCACAACUCAUCUUUUUUCCAUCAAGGACAAGCAGAAGAAGACACGGCUAGCUAUAAGAAUAGGAGCGAAAGAUAUCCAGUUUUACUAUGCAGAUAGGAAAAACUUCCCCGGACGCUACUCGCCGGUGUUUAAUUAUACAGCGAACGAUGGUAGAUGGCACUUCAUGUCGUUUAAAGUGAGUGACCAGGAGGUCACGAUGUAUACUUCUUGUGGAGAGAAGAAGGACCAGCGGAAUCUGGUGAGAAAUCCUUUUGACGAGAUCGGAAAAGAAGGAAGGAUCACGUUGGGUAGACUGAAGAGUAAAGGCAAAAGGUUUCAGGGUGCAAUAUGUCAGUUUGAGAUGUACUACGACCCUGCCGUGGCUGCUCAGUACUGCGACUACAUCCGCCAGCGCUGCCUCAAUUCCAUAUUGGACUUGGACAGCGUUCUCUCGCUACACGAAGGUAGAGUGCACAACAUGAACAUGCACGGGGGCUCCCCUACGGAGGUCCCCGACACUGUCGCCGCAGCUACUCCUACUGUACUGCCUCUAUCGCCCUUUCAUCGCGUGAAAAUCAUGCCCACUACCACCACGCAGGAGUCUCCGUGGUAUCCCAUAUUUACAGGUCAACCUGAAGAAGACAUGGAGCCCACAUCUGUUUCUACCACCACCACCACCCUCCCCACUCCUGGAAACCCGACACCGCCAUCAUCCACCGCUCAUACUGGUCAUGCCGCCUUGACCUUGUCACCAUCUUCUUCCCACAAAGUAACCUCGGCUGGCGGGGCGAGCUUGCCAGCCGCUGUCACUCAUUCUCCAGCAUCUCUGCCACCCUCUCUGCCUUCUGCAUAUCCCAUCUCACCCCCAGGGGAAGCCGACAGGAGCCCCACAGUGGAGCCUCCAAUGGGAGCCACCAUUCCAUCAGCGGUCGGCAGCCUGGACCCCAGGCCUGCCUCAGGGGGGCAGACCAGCACUGGGGAAGGCAGCUCCGGUUCUCCGGACCACCAGGAACCUAAGCCCAGUACCGAACCACCGGUCAUUUUCUAUGUGGAGGACUCUGAAGGAGAGACGUUAUUCUACAUCGUAAAAGGAGAGAAAGGUGACAAGGGACGCGCGGGUAUUCGUGGGCUACAGGGGUAUCCAGGCCCUCAAGGGAGACCAGGUCAACCGGGCCCACCUGGUUUUUCUGGAAGAACUGGCUCACCUGGCUUUUCUGGACUAAAGGGAGAGAAGGGUGAUCCAGGAUGGAUACCCCUGGUGGCUAUACCUGGCAGAAAGGGAGACAAAGGUUUUCCUGGAAUCCCUGGGCCGCCUGGAAGGAAGGGUCUGAAGGGUGACCAGGGAGAAGAUGGCCCUAUGGGACUACCUGGAGAAAAAGGACCCCCUGGCCAGCUGGGACAAGAAGGUCUGAAUGGGUUCCAAGGAAGACAGGGAAAGUCUGGUCCUCCAGGUCCACCUGGUCCUAAGGGUGAAACAGGUGACCCAGGACCACUUGGACCUCCUGGUUUACGAGGCAUAGAUGGAGAAAAGGGUGAGAGAGGGCCUCCUGGGAAACAGGGAAAAGUCGGAAGAUCGGGCUUUCCUGGAGACCCUGGUCCAAGAGGCCCACCCGGAUCUGACGGAGGACCAGGAAGAGCUGGACCAUCUGGUCCCAUAGGACUUCCUGGUUUACCUGGUGACAAAGGCUUUCCAGGAGAGCGCGGGAAACCAGGACGGCAAGGCAGAGAGGGUGUCCAAGGAGAUCCAGGACCUGGGGGACCCAAAGGUGAAAAGGGUGAGAUUGGUGAGUUUGGACCCCCUGGAGAGCGUGGCUUCAAAGGAGACCCUGGUACCAUCGGAGACAUAGGUCCCCAAGGCCCACUGGGAAAACCUGGAGGAGUGGGUGUGCAGGGAGAUAAAGGUGAACCUGGUGAUUCUGGACCUGCUGGACCCAAGGGCUAUCCCGGUGAUAUUGGCGUUCCUGGUAAAAAUGGACCAGCCGGCUCUAAGGGAGAGGGCGGACCAAUGGGACCUGAGGGUUUGCUUGGCCCUCCUGGACCUGAUCAUUGUAGCCAGCAGUCCAGCCUUAUCAGCUUUGGUCCUCUCCCAAUGGGCAGAGUGGAGACUGUUGGGACCAAACCAAAGCUAACAAGGGCAUCAAGGGAGACCCUGGGGGACCUGGUGAACCUGGUGGGCCGGGAGAAAUCGGUGCACCAGGUGAUGCUGGUAUUCCCGGGCCUGCUGGGGAAAAGGGAGACAGAGGUCCAGGUGGCAAGCCUGGUCCAGCAGGUGGUAAAGGGGAAGAUGGUCAUGAAGGUCCUGUUGGCCCACCUGGACUACCUGGCCCACCUGGCCCAGAAGGUCCGAAAGGUAUCCCAGGUAUACCCGGCAGAAGGGGAAAGAUCGGAUUUGCGGGUCCACAAGGAGAGGAAGGUAUUCCAGGAUCAGAGGGCAAACCUGGCAAAGAAGGUCCUCCAGGUAUCCAGGGGCCACCGGGACCAGAUGGGUGGACUCGGACCACUUGGCCCAAGAGGUGAACCAGGACUUAAGGGCUUGUCUGGUGCCAAAGGUGCUGUUGGUGAAAUCGGAGAAGACGGUGAUCCAGGAGAACCUGGGGCCAGGGGAGCCAUGGGAACUGUCGGGGACCAAGGCUUACAGGGCAGAGAUGGAGAGCCAGGACCACCAGGCUUUGAAGGCUUAAGAGGACCCCGAGGCAGCAAAGGUGCUAUGGGAAAACUUGGACCCCCUGGAAAAGAUGGCCCACCUGGUGCCCCUGGUCUGGCAUCUGAGGAACCUGGUGAGAAAGGAGAGAAGGGACAAGAGGGUUACCCAGGUGAUUCAGGACCUGUUGGUCAACAGGGUCAAAGAGGAGAUCCGGGUCUGAAGGGACCAUCAGGACCAGUGGGGUUACCUGGUGCAAUUGGACCUCCUGGUGCUGAUGGCAAAACCAGUGAAAGAGGUCGCCCUGGCAGAGAUGGCCCUAAGGGCCUGCGUGGUAACCGUGGUGCCCGCGGCUUCCCUGGGUUCCAGGGAGACCCAGGUCCAGUUGGGCCCGAAGGACAGGAGGGUGGCAGAGGGUCGGUGGGAGAUGCGGGAAACCCUGGAGAUCUUGGUCCUCAAGGAGAAGUGGGAUUACUUGGACAUACUGGGAAAGUAGGGGUUGAAGGUGUCAAGGGAAGCAGAGGCAACCCUGGUGAGCCGGGAAAAAGAGGAAAACAAGGAGAGCCCGGUCUAGCUGGAGAUGUUAUCAUCAGAGGCCCAAGAGGAGCUCCUGGUGAACCUGGAUCUCCAGGACCUGCAGGUCCACCCGGUGUUGAUGGACCAAAAGGGAAGCCAGGCGACAGAGGCUUUCCUGGACCAGUUGGAUUCAUAGGUGACACAGGCCCUGUUGGUAGCCCCGGAGUUCCUGGUAUGCCAGGCCUUGAUGGAAUACGCGGUGAAGAUGGUGAUCAAGGCGAACAGGGCCUUAUGGGUCCACCAGGAGUCAGAGGUAUCAGAGGAAGUACAGGCAACGUGGGAAGUCGAGGAGUUAUUGGAAUGCCAGGGGCACCAGGCAAACAGGGACCAAAGGGGGAAAAGGGGGAUGCUGGUGCACCUGGAUUACCAGGCACAACAGGCUUUCCUGGCUUUGAUGGCUUUCCUGGAACAUGGGGACCAAAGGGAGAUCCUGGCAAACCUGGUACGGUCGGUGUCCCGGGUACCGCUGGGCAGCCAGGCAGGAGGGGCAAGGUGGGGUCUGCUGGCGCGCCAGGGGUCAAAGGUAGCAGGGGACCAAGAGGAGCAGAGGGAGACGAGGGAAACCGUGGCUGGAACGGAUUCCCUGGCCCGCUGGGUAUCAAGGGCACUGUAGGUGAAUAUGGUUUUGACGGAAGACUUGGACCCAAAGGCCCUCCCGGGAAUGAAGGGUUAAAGGGUGUGAAAGGUCCUUCUGGUCCAGAUGGCAAGCCAGGUCCAGAGGGCGAAAAGGGAGUAAAGGGUGACCGUGGAACACCUGGUACGCAUGGCUUGCGGGGUGCACCAGGACCUCCUGGAAGACCAGGCCCUCCAGGCCCAACUGGGACUUUUCCCUCACUAUCUACCUCAGAGGAGUUUGAUGCCGCCAUUAAACUUCUCCUACAGAACACACAACGGGAGUUUGACAUUGAGGUGCCUCAAAGGGACCAACAGCAAAUGCAUAUGGAUGUUUUUGAAACCCUCCAGUACCUCACUUCUUACAUAGAAAGUAUUAAGAAUCCUCUGGGCACAAAAGAGAACCCUGCGAGAACAUGCAGGGACCUAGUGGACUGCAAGUACAAGAGAGAUGACGGAAAAUAUUGGAUUGACCCAAAUCUGGGCUGUUCCACCGAUGCCAUAGAGGUCUAUUGCAACUUUACAUCAGGUGGACAAACCUGUGUUAAACCUGCCACACCUGGAAGAUUUAACUUCACCAUAGGGAAAGUUCAGAUGAACUUCCUGCACUUACUGAGUGCAGAGGCAGCACAAGUUGUCACCGUCCACUGUAAAAACAGCCCUGUAUGGAGAACGCCACACAGAAGUAUUCCUGGGGUCAAGUUUAAAACGUGGAGCGGUCCUGUCUACCACUACGGCGGGCCGUUCCAACCAGAGGUUUUAGAAGAUAAUUGUAUGAAAGAAGAUGGUAAAUGGCACAAAACCAGAUUACUGUUCACAACAACAGAUGUCCACCACCUACCCAUCUCAGAUGUUGUUAUUCCAGAGGACAAAAGACUAGGUCUCCACUACAGAAUAGAAAUCAGUCCUGUCUGUUUCAUAUAGAUAUACAGAGAGAGAGAAAAUAUUAUAUUGUGUCCGAUGUCUCGUGGCCUAUAUCUUCAAACAUUUCCAAGAUCAAAAGAUACAAAUGAAGUAUGAUUUAGAAUUAUACUGCUGCAGUAAGUCCUAUACAGAGUACAAAAUGGUAAUAUAGAUAGUAAAGUGGUCUUAAUGCCCCCUUAAUUAAAUGACAUAAUCUGUCCGUCAUUUUCUUUACAUAUUGUGACUUUCUUUUGAGACAAAAAGCCCAAAUAUCUGUUUUAGUGAUAACUGUAAAAUGUCCCUUUACAAAAAUAUGUCUUACAAAAUUAUUGUAUUAGAGUGAUGUUAAGGGGGGAAAUUUUAUUUGUGACUUGAUCUUAAGAAGAGUUAAACUUAUCUGCUGGCAGAGACAACUUACAGAUGAAAAAGUAUGAAAACCAAGGAGGUUGGCAUCAAGUAAACAUACCUCACUACCCACUCAGUAUUUUGUUCUAUACAACUCAACUGGGUGCCGAUUGCUCUUUCCCCGUCACAAAUGGUGCUGUAAUGAUAUAAUAGUCUUUGUAAUGACGGGGAAAGGGGUAGCACAUAUAAAGUACCUCUAUCUGAGUUUUGGUAUGCAAAAGAUUGUAAUCUUUGACAGAGAAGCAAAGUGGCUGGCUAUAGGAAUAGAGCAAGGAAAAGUAUGAUAUGCCGGUCACUUUGCAUCUUUACACACUCAAGCAGAUUAUUAUGCAAGAUUAAUAUGUGAAAAUAUCAUAUUGGUGCUGUACAAGUACGAUCACUCUGUAGUAUGGUCUAGCCACUUUCUAUCUUUGUAAAUCAUGCACUUCAAAUCUCAUGGAAUACCUGACCUGUCGUGUAAAUAUCAUGUUGUUGUUUUUAAUUGGCUACGAUAUUGCAAAGUACAUGACAAUGUUUUAUUGGUUCUAUGUACCAUGAUUUUUUAUCAGCAGGAAUUUAUUUUUAUUUUAUUACUAUGUCAAUACUGUCAUUGUAUAACAAAUGCAAGAGUUUAUGGAGUGAGUUAGUUUUUUUUGCUCUUGCACGUGGAAGCUGUUGUACUGCAGGGAACGCCAUUUUACCGGCUUUGGUGCUGCGUCAUCGUUUUUAAAGAAUACUUGAAAAGAAAAUUUUACCAUCUAUAAUAUACCUUAAUAUGUACGUUUUUAAGAUGCCUAUGAAAAUUGUAAUUACGCCUAUACAGGUUAUGUUUAUGUCCAGUGUAUUGAAUAUUGAUAUAAAAUUUGUUGGGACUCGGUAGAUAAAGAGAUGAUCAUUGCUGUUAACGUCGACAGAUUUUUCUUCAUACAAUUUCGAAUAAUAGUACAGUACAGUUUUCAGAUGCAUGUUGUUUUCUGUUAGCCUGGAAUCCAGCCUUGUAGGCUUUGGUCCAUUCCCGAAAGUUGCUAGCUAGUGGAGUGGCGACCUUUGGGAGCUGACCAAAGUCAGCAAGGCUAAUUUCCAAGCAGAUCCUAUGGUGCCAGAAGACAGUAUCAAAGCUGGCAAACGAGUAUAGCCGGCCAAAGGAAGUCAGACGGGCAUACACCCUCUUUGACCGGCUUUACUCCUCUACCGGCCUUUGAUACUAGCUUAUCCUACUGCAGGAUCUGCUUGGAGAUUUAACAAGGCAGGCUAGAUUUCUGUACUCAGCUUGGUUGAGUGUAGAUCUGAAGUAGAGGUGCACCAGGCCAAGCUAAAGGGGUAUCUCUCUGGGCUGUACUACAUUAGCAGCAACGCUCUGUCCUAAAUUGAUUUGUUGUUAGCUUUAACUUUAUCAUGGGAACACCAUGCAAAACGUUCAGGUAUGACUAGAAACACCUUUAAAUGAAAAUAAUUGAGCGCUCUGUCAACAAAACAAGAUUCGUUUUUGUUUUAAUGAAAAUAGUUCUCUGAGUGCUCUGUCAUCAACAAAACACAAGAUUCAUCGUGUUUUUUUUUAAAUGAAAAUACUUGAACGCCCUGUCAAAUCACUUGGCCACAGUGAUGCCACCAAGGUACCACAGCAGCAGUGAGAUACCCCCACGAGGUAGACUUUAUACAUCCUACUCAAUGUACACAAGGCUGCUGUUAUGUUGGAUGUGAGUGGCAUACUUGCUGUAGGUGAUAAGCUUCGCUACAACCGCCCCGGUAUAUCUGCCUGUAAAUCAGCUACAGCCAUGGAGUGUUGUACAUGUUGUAGCAUUUUCUAAGAUCUCCAUAUUUCUAUAGUCCAGGCUUCUAUAUGUUGUAAAUAAGGUCGGGAAGCCUUCUCGUUCUCUGUACAAGUAGGCAUAUCACUUUUAUGAUUCCACGUUAUGAAAAUACUGGCUGUUAUGAAUAAAACACGGAGUUAUGAAGAAGAAAA
This is a messenger RNA of Branchiostoma floridae (Florida lancelet), 7318 nucleotides long. Its product is annotated as collagen alpha-1(I) chain-like. NCBI's taxonomy places the organism in Eukaryota, Metazoa, Chordata, Leptocardii, Amphioxiformes, Branchiostomatidae. The record is from RefSeq and is a predicted model, not a curated record. Gene Ontology annotation, molecular function: extracellular matrix structural constituent.